Osmia lignaria (orchard mason bee) is the source of this 967-nucleotide messenger RNA. It is a transcript of the gene RpL35, whose product is annotated as ribosomal protein L35. Gene Ontology annotation, molecular function: structural constituent of ribosome; mRNA binding. Lineage: Eukaryota; Metazoa; Arthropoda; Insecta; Hymenoptera; Megachilidae. Gene Ontology annotation, cellular component: ribosome; cytosolic large ribosomal subunit. Gene Ontology annotation, biological process: translation; maturation of LSU-rRNA from tricistronic rRNA transcript (SSU-rRNA, 5.8S rRNA, LSU-rRNA). The record is from RefSeq and is a predicted model, not a curated record.
AUGGCGCUGAUUCAAUGAAGAUUGUGAGGAAGAUUCUUGUCUAUACUUUUCAUUAAUCCGUGAUUUUCUUUCUUAUUUCUUUUUCCGUGGAAGAGGAUAAACGCCAAGAUGGGCAAGAUUAAAUGUACUGAACUGAGGACAAAAGACAAGAAGGAGCUGAUAAAGCAGCUUGAGGAGCUCAAAACAGAGCUGACAAAUCUUCGUGUUGCUAAAGUGACUGGUGGUGCUGCCUCUAAGUUAUCAAAGAUCCGUGUAGUGAGAAAGGCGAUAGCUAGAGUAUACAUUAUUAUGCAUCAAAAGCAGAAAGAAAAUCUGCGUUUGUUGUAUAAAAACAAAAAGUACAAGCCUCUGGAUUUGAGGCCAAAGAAGACAAGGGCAAUCAGGAGAGCGUUGACGCCUUAUCAAGCCAACAGAAAGACCCUUAAAGAAGUACGCAAACGAUCUGCCUUUCCACCAAGGAAAUAUGCUAUAAAGGUGUAAGCUGCAAGGGUGAAAGGAGAGUUUUCAACGGUGAAUUAUCAUUUGAGAAAGAGAGAUGCUGCCACCGAUGAUGGUUCUCUCGCGUCGACGACAAGGAAAGGUGCGAGGGGAUUUUGCAACAGGUCGUCGUGGUUUUUUUUCGUCCCGCUAACUUUCCUUGGAGGCUCCAUAGGCUUGCAACUUUCUAAAUCAGCUCCACGAUACCGGUGGAUGAUACUCACAAUUAAGGAGCAAAGUGCGCCUCUGAAUAGUAAUCACAAUUACACUACAACAUUCUAUAAUGCAAGAAAGUAAGGAAAAUGAUAGUAGAACACAAAGUGUUAUAUUGUAGAGAACAAUUUCAAGGAAAUUAUGAAUGUGUCAUUGCAAAAGAGUUAUGACAUUUCAAGAUAUGAAAAAAUAUUAGAAGCAACGAUUUUUAGUUUCCUGUACUGCAUGAAAAACUUGACAAGGUAAUGAAAAGGAAGCUGUUUAUUUUUUCAUCUUC